GUUGCACUCUGCAAAACAAUGACAAGUAAGAAGAAGAGGAAGAGAUCGACGGUGGAGAGGCCAACCAUACAUCCUCGGAACAAGUACUCCGACAACCCACCCGACUUCGGCCUCUUAGCCUCUUUCUAUCCGACAUUCGAACCCUUCGUCUUCUACUCUCGUGACGGUCGGCCUCGAAUCGAUUGGACCGACUUCAAUGCCACCAGAGAGCUCACUAGGGUUUUGCUCCUCCACGAUCAUGCCCUCAAUUGGUGGAUUCCUGAUGGGCAGCUCUGCCCUACUGUGCCAAAUAGAUCUAAUUACAUCCACUGGAUUGAAGAUUUAUUGUCAUCAGACAUUUUAACAAACACUAAUGCUGAUGGCAAUGGUGAUAUUGUAAGGGGUUUUGAUAUUGGAACCGGAGCCAAUUGCAUAUACCCGCUUCUUGGUGCUUCCCUUCUGGGAUGGAGUUUUGUUGGGUCAGAUGUGACUGAUGUUGCAUUAGAGUGGGCGGAGAGAAACGUGAAAAAUAACCCACAGAUUUCUGAUUUAAUUGAAAUUCGGAAGGUGGACAAUGGUGAGGAGAGAUCUAAUGGUCAGUUGGUUGAUGGGGAAAGUGGUACACACUUGUAUGAUAUUGAGGCUAUUAAGGCAGAGCCUGCCCCUUUAGGUUCACUCAAAUUGCAUUCAGAUGUGAAUAAGAGUUAUCAUGGACCACCUGUACUUCUUGGUGUUGUCAGGGAUGGUGAGAAAUUUGACUUCUGUAUGUGUAAUCCUCCAUUCUUUGAAACAAUGGAGGAAGCAGGACUAAAUCCAAAAACUUCUUGUGGUGGGACUCCAAAGGAGAUGGUUUGUCCCGGUGGAGAGGAGGCUUUUAUCAGUCGAAUUAUUCGAGAUAGUCUUCAAUUGAAGCAGUCUUUUCGGUGGUACACAUCAUUGGUUGGAAGGAAAUCAAACUUGAAGAUUCUGAUAUCAAAACUUCGUGAGGUUGGAGUUACUAUAGUUAAGACAACUGAAUUUGUCCAAGGACGAACUUGUCGAUGGGGGCUUGCAUGGUCAUUCAUGCCUCCUUCCAGGAAGAUAAUUUCGUCUCAUGUGGCUGAGAAGAAUGUCCUAUCUUUCACACUUGAGGGUCUUCAACGAAAAUACAGUGCCAUACAUGUGUUGGAAUCUGUGGAAUCCUUUUUCUGCAGUGCCGGUGCAUCUAGUAAAUCAAAUGCUUCUGCAUUUACCAUUGAUGUCACAGCUUCUAAUGAUCACUGUGAUACAAUCCUGAAGAAUGAGCUAAGAAAUGUCGAUGUACCUGCAGCUUGCCAAUAUAAGCAAGUAAUGUCCAAUGCUUUAUGUUGUUCGCAUCUUCCAUUGAACGACCUGUCUUUCCGCAUUUCGGUCUUUCAGCAAAUCCCAGGUACGCUUUUGGUGAGAGGAUCCUUGCAGCAUAAAGAAAGCCCUGCUGCAGGUGCAUUCUCAUUGAUAUUUCCGAGAUUGGAGGAAGUCCUAAAAGCAAAAUUUUGUCGAGAGAAGGCACCUGUGGAUGGUUUCUACUCUAAUACAGCAAGAUAACAAUGUCACAUUUGCUGAAAUUGCCGUAAAAAGGUUAGAUUUUUGCUUGUAGCUUUAGAGUGGGAAAAAAAUUGUGUACUGUACAUUACUUGACAUUUGCUUUUAUGUGAUGAAGGGAAUUUAUAGUUGAAUGGGUGGGAAACUCAAUUACAAUUUUCAUGGAAUUAGUUGAUUAUAUGUAUCUAUGGAAGACUUAAUCCAACAUUUGGCUCAUUGGUCACUUUUUUUUUUUUUUUUGUUUGAAAUGUUACCAACAUUUACUUUCAAUUGAUGGAUAAAUAUAGGAAGUCCUGGUUAUGGUUUGUGAAUUA
This is a messenger RNA of Camellia sinensis, 1853 nucleotides long. It is a transcript of the gene FIO1, whose product is annotated as methyltransferase. Gene Ontology annotation, molecular function: 23S rRNA (adenine(1618)-N(6))-methyltransferase activity. Gene Ontology annotation, cellular component: nucleus. The record is from RefSeq and is a predicted model, not a curated record. Gene Ontology annotation, biological process: rRNA base methylation. NCBI's taxonomy places the organism in Eukaryota, Viridiplantae, Streptophyta, Magnoliopsida, Ericales, Theaceae.